AGACUGCAGCCCCUGUAACACAAAUCUACACAUAACCACAUCCAGGUUGGUUUUUGUGAGGUGUGGUGACGCGUCCGACAGGCACCGCUCCUCCGGCGGCAACGAGGGCGGAGUUAACCAACUUUCACGCUGACUGGAGCGGACGACGGAUAAGAUAUGCGCUCACCCGGACCAGUUGACCCUUUGUUAGGGUUAAAGUGAUUAUUUAUUGUCUUCUUUUCAUAGCUUUUCUAACUCUUGGCGCAGCGUCAAAAUGAUGCGCUUCCUGCUGCUCUUCAGUCGCCAGGGGAAGCUGCGUCUGCAGAAGUGGUUCACUCCCAUAUCGGAACGUGAGAAGAAGAAGAUUAUCAGGGACAUGACCACAAUGGUGUUGGCACGGCAACCCCGCUCCUGUAACUUCCUGCACUGGAAAGACCUGAAGAUUAUUUACAAGAGGUAUGCAAGCUUGUUCUUCUGCUUGGCCAUAGAGAACCAGGAGAAUGAGCUGAUAGCCCUGGAGGUUAUUCAUCGCUACGUGGAGCUGCUGGACAAAUAUUUUGGCAAUGUGUGUGAGCUGGACAUAAUCUUUAACUUUGAGAAGGCCUAUUUUAUCCUGGAUGAGUUUCUCAUGGGAGGCGAAAUACAAGAAACCUCCAAACAAAUGGUGAAUCGCUCCAUUGAAGCCUCGGACAUGUUACAGGAGGAUGACAGCAGUGAGUGGUUUGAGGUGGAGCUGUUUGGAUGACAUGGAAUAUGGACAGAAAGACCAUGGAGGAGUAUAUGAGCAAACCUGCAUUUUAACCCAUGGAGGAGGGGAAGAAGGACGGACGUAAAGGAACAGCGGGGAGGAACCCAGGACCCGAAUGUACUGUAUAUGAGUCAAAGAAGUUUCUGAAUAUGGAUAUGGAAUUUACUUAGAUUCUAUUGAACCUUUUCAAAAGAAGACAAGGGAAUGUCUUCUCACUUCUGCCUGAAGCUUUGCUGCAAUGUAACUGCCUUUUGAGACUAAGUCUGAUAUUUGUCCUGCGCUCAACUGAAGGAAGGGGGAGGGUUGUUUUCACAUUGAUUGCCGUUAUGGAAAUAUAAAUGAAGUAGUAAUAGGAUUUGGGGUGUAAAAAGGGAUUUUAGUGGUAUUUGUUGAGUUUAUAUUUAAAUUGUGUAUAUGAUUCAUAUGAUAUAUUUGAAUGAUUUUAUUCCAAAAACCCUACCCAAAAAUUGUGCUAAUCUGCAACUCCAGUUAAUAAAAAAAAAAAAAAAAGAAGUGAUUUCAGUCUUAAAAACGAGCGCUUUCAACAGAUUGGAGUGAGACUGAUUUAAUAAUGGAUUUCCUAUUGUUUUUAAUCUGUAUAUGCCUAUUUCACAUGUGUGGGACCGUUUGUAUAUAAACGGAACAGUUGCUGUGGGUAUCAUGUGCAGUUUAUGAUGUUUGAGCUCAUAAUUAAAAUAUGCCUUUUGAUAAACA
This is a messenger RNA of Perca fluviatilis (European perch), 1441 nucleotides long. RefSeq names its product AP-1 complex subunit sigma-3-like. Gene Ontology annotation, biological process: vesicle-mediated transport; protein transport. The record is from RefSeq and is a predicted model, not a curated record. Bases 254 to 724 code for a protein of 156 amino acids. Lineage: Eukaryota; Metazoa; Chordata; Actinopteri; Perciformes; Percidae. Gene Ontology annotation, molecular function: clathrin-cargo adaptor activity. Gene Ontology annotation, cellular component: AP-1 adaptor complex; intracellular membrane-bounded organelle. The transcript has 6 exons.